This is a messenger RNA of Physcomitrium patens, 5820 nucleotides long. Its product is annotated as RNA polymerase II C-terminal domain phosphatase-like 1. The record is from RefSeq and is a predicted model, not a curated record. Gene Ontology annotation, molecular function: RNA polymerase II CTD heptapeptide repeat phosphatase activity. Lineage: Eukaryota; Viridiplantae; Streptophyta; Bryopsida; Funariales; Funariaceae.
AGUGUGGUGUGUAUUCUUCGUCGCUGAGGUCGCAACCCGCCACACUCACUGUGCAUCAAAGGUGGACCACCGCAUUUUCAUCAAUCGAGCUUCUUCGCGGUGCUUGUUUCUGGCGCAGGCCAUAGCCCCGGCCCUCUUCCCCUGUCUCGCGGCAGCCCACCCCCCGCUGCGUCUGUUAAUUGCGCUUGCACGGGGUCGCGUUUCUUGUGUCAAGGAGUUGCGUGGUGGAGUAACUUUGAAAGUUUUUAUUGCAGCACGUCGCGUGCGUUGCUAUUUUCCAUUCCCCCUCCCCCCUGCGACUGGCUGCUGUCGCCCGCUCUGGCUCUUGUGUCGAUCCCGAAUUGUACCGCAAUGACCAUGAUGGUGUUACCCCCGUUUAUCCGAUUAUCGAACCCUAGUUGAUAGUGUUUAUUCUUUUGUUACCCCCCCCCCUCAAGCUUAAUCGGCAUCGCACACCCGUGAACUUAGUCCCAGUGCCCUUUCUCUGCCCUAGCUUGUUGUGCUUCUCAUGCGUGUUGAAGCGGAUGUGAAGCGCAGAGCUCUCAAGCAUACUCCUUUUCUUCGUCAAGAGGCUUAGUGAGACAUGCUGUGUUGGCAAGUGCGUGAGGUCUUCAUGAUUUGAGAUUUGAAAGUGAUCGGAGUCUGAGAUUGACGCGUACAUUUUGGAUGGGAUUCGAGGCUGGUGUUUCCUCCGUCACCCCAGAAUUGAGAAUUGUAGUGUUUGUAUGAAACCGUUCUGGAGAACCGUUGCAGUCGAGGAUUUUGCAGGGCGAGUCUGUGCAUUUGAGAACAGGAGGAGAUAUUCAAAGCGGUUGUAAAGAGAGUUGCCACACCUCUGGCCCGGACGAGAAGCUUUCUAACUGUCCAAGGGAUUGCUGGCCGCCGUCACCACCACUUUCUCUCUCUGUCUGUCUUCCUCUGGGAUCUGGUUUGCGUUGCAUGUUGAGAUCCAUCAGCAUCGGCAGUUCUACGAAACGUAGAGCAUUGUGCAUGUCCAUGCGUUCCACUAUGCCAUACGUUUCCUCAACCGUGCCAUAGAUUUGCGACCAUUCUGAGUGACUCAGAAAAGGAGAUGCUGAGUGUGAACAGCGAAGAACCUGCUUCGUCCUCCUCCAUCCUCCCUUAGUUCCCGAACUCAUCCUACGGCCCACUUACGCAACCCGUCGAAGAACUGAACAGAGUUCAAUACCAGUGCGAUACCCGGCCUAAAAGUUUGGAACAAUCUGGUUAUCAUCACCAGCAGAAGUAGGGGAAGGAUUUUCACUCACACAUUGGUGACAUGAGACCUUGUUCGUCCCGGACAAGUUUUGCUUCCGAAAAGCCAACUCAAUUUCUUUGCGGAAAAACACGAAACUCCCCGAUUCUGCGGCACCUUCAUCUAACCUUUUCACACCGGCUUCGGUUCUCUUGUCUUCCCGAGAACAGUUUGGCUGUCUCGCGGUGAAGGCUCGAUUCUUUAGUGGUGCUCGAACUGCCGAUUUCGGUUGGGGUGGUCAUCGAAUUGAAGCAUAGGGGAACCACUUUCUGCGGAGAUCCGGUUUCGAAAUUUAUGUUAAUUGGUUUUUGGGUGCAGCUCGGACAAGCACGAGAACUGAAGACAAACAUUUCCUCAAUUUCUGCUAUCCAGAGAUACCGCUUUUGGCAACUCUGGCGCCGAGUCGAGCUAUGCGGAUGUGAAGAACCUUUACUUAAGAAAGAUUGGAAUUAGCGAAAGGUACAGUGCCCAAGUGCUGGCUCUCACAAACAUCGAGUCUGGCAAGGAGUGUCCUGCAGCCCUAGGUGCAGCGACGGUGAACGGAAUAUGAUGAUAAUCAAGUCCUUUGGGUUUGUACUAGAAAAGACACACUUGUAAACAGCAUGUUUCCUACACGAUAUUAGUGCCGCAAGUAGAGAACAUGGAGAAGAGGGAGCUUAAUCUAAGGUUCGAGGUGAUGGAGAAUAUGGCAAGGAGGGUCACUAGGUAGUUCAACCUGAUCUCGGCAUUUGUGCAAUAAGAUAAUUUUGUCUUCGAUUGCAAGGACCAGGCAUGUUCCCUGCAGAAAUGGCAUCCGAUCUGUCCUUAAACUAUUCACCGACUCACCCUCCAACAAUGGCGCGCCAUAGCGAUGCGUUUCUUACUAAUUUGCACCUCAAAAAUGAGCGUCUUGGAGAAAUGCUUCUUUCUCCACAAUCUCAUGAUGACUAUUGGUCUCAAGUGUUUGGGGAUCAACUUCGCAUCACCUCCUUCUCUACUUCAAGUGAAAGAUGCAUGCCGCUGCUAGUACUUCACACCAUAUCUCCUGGGGUAGCGUUCAAGCUGGCGCCCUCUUACAGUCAGCAAGCUACAGAUCUAUCUGCGCUCCAAGCCUUGCACCUUUCUUGUCUCCACGAAAACAAGACAGCGAUAGCUUCGCUCAAUGGUGGUUUUCAAUUACACUUGGUGGCCAUGCUUCCAUCACAGAAACAAAUAUUAGAAGGCAGAAAAGACGCCUGCUUCUGGGGAUUUGUUGUUGUUGAAGGAAUGUACGAUUCCUGCCUUGUUAUGCUUAAUCUACGCUGCCUGGCCAUGGUACUCGACCUCGAUGAGACUCUCAUCGUAGCUAAUACCUUGAAGACUUUCGAUGAUAGGAUUGACGCUUUAAAUCGUCGGUUGGUCAAUAGAGAGGAUCCUGUUUUGGCUGCAUCACUCAAACGGUUUCAGGAAGAUAAGGCUGUGUUAGAGCAGUACAUCAAGACAGAUCAAGUGUUCGACAAUGGAAAACUGUACAAAGCCCAGUCAGAGGUGGUUCCACCUGUAGCAGAUGGGGCGAUUCCCCUCAUUCGGCCCAUCGUUCGGCUGCCGGAACGAAAUAUUAUUCUUACACGGAUCAAUCCAGCAGUGAGGGAUACGAGUGUGUUGGUGAGGUUGAGACCAAGUUGGGAGGAGUUGAAGGUCUAUUUGUUGGCAAAAGGUCGCAAGCGAUUUGAAGCUUUUAUUUGUACCAUGUCAGAGAGGGAUUAUGCUUUGGAAAUGUGGCGUUUGUUGGACCCCGAUGCUCGACUCAUAAAUCCGCGAGAGUUGAAUGAGCGGGUCACUUGUGUGAAGUCUGAUGCGAAAAAAGCGCUUAAAGACUGUUUCCCUCGUCACUGCUGUCAUCCGAAGAUGGCAAUGGUGCUUGAUGAUCGGUUGCCUGUUUGGGAAAAAACGGAUCAACCUCGCGUGCAUGAAGUCCAAGCAUUUAUGCCUUACACGGAUCCUAAAGGGGAGAGCAUGAAGGAACUGCCACCUCUGUGCAUCGCAAGGAAUAUAGCCUGUAACGUUCGAGGCUAUUUUUUCAAGGAGUUGGAUGAGACUCUGACGCAGCAGAUGUUGGAAGUAAAGUUCGAUACAGAGGUCCACUCUUUGCCCAAGGCUCCUGACGUGAGCAAUUACAUAGUUCCUGAGGUGAUGCAGGAAGAACUACUGCCAAAUUCUACAGCCAAUGGUGUUCGGGACUUUGGCGAUGGAAUGGCCAAUGCGGAAGUUGGGAUGAACCUGAAAACACCAAGCACUAAUGGGUUAUCCCACACCCAAAGUUACUCCAUGGAUGACGACUUAAGAUUGGCACUCAAGCAACCAAUACAACAACCUUUACAGCAGCAUCAACAGCAGCAGCAGUCUCACCUUUUGGUUUCAGAUUCUACUGGCCGACCUCGUCCUCCGUUCAUAGGGGACCCUUCUCAAGUGGAUUCUUUACUGUAUCUUCCAGCUGACAGUAUUGCAUAUCUAUCAAGUGCCGAUAACGGUCUCUAUCCUACAGGUGUUCCUAGAAGACACGUAGGUCCUGUUCAAACUAGGUUAUUAGAAGGUGCUAUUCAGGGAUCCCCAGGUAGAGAAGAAGGAGAGGUUCCAGAGACAGAUAUUGAUCCAGAUACUCGUAGGCGAUUACUCAUAUUACAGCACGGUAUGGACGCAAGCAAGCCACCUGCACCUCCUGCACCAUUACCAACGCAAAUUAUUCCCGCUUUACCUCCUGGAGGAGGGUGGCUUGGUAUUGAAGAAGAGAUGAGCCCUCGUCGACCAAGUCGAAUAUCUCCGGAGUUGGUUGUGGAGCCAGAGUCUCCUUCUUUUGAUCGUUCUGGACCGCCUGGAUUUGAAAAUCCUUACAUUCGUGAACAGCAGCUGAUAAGAGAAGCAGCAAGAAGACAACGUGAUCAGGAAGAGGGUUUUUUUGGAGAGGCCAGAUCGCAACAUGACGAUUCUGCCUUUUCAGAUGAAGAUGGUGCAGCAAAUAUUUCCACACGAGUAAUCUUAAGGGAACCAUUUAAAACACCUCGAGCGGGGCCAUUUCCUGCUGUUAAUGCUAUCAGCGCGUUACAUGAGAUAGGGCAAAAAGUUAAACGAACUGUACAAUAUCGCACAGAUAUAAGGAGUUCAACCCAUUCUGGAGUUGCUGUUGAGGUUAUGUUUGGUGGUGAAAAAGUGGGAGAAGGCGUAGGGAGGACCAGGAAAGAAGCCAAGUAUAAUGCUGCAGAGUCAGCAUUACUGUAUUUAGCAACCAAGGCCACUGGGGGAUCAGUUUCAGCACCUUCUACCACUGUGUUGCCAGAACCAGUUAAAGAGGUUCGAGUGACACGUGGUCCUAGGGAUCCUCGUUUGUCGGCUGGUCUCGCACCUUUGCCUAGGGAUGAUGAUAGUCCAGUUGCAAGCACUUCGGGACAUGUUUCCAUGGGCGGCUAUCACUCAAAUGAGGAACCGUUGCCAUAUAAUCAUGUUGGAGCUCUUAAGGAAUUGUGUACUAGAGAGGCAAUUAAUAUUCAAUUCAAAGCACUUCCAUCAACUGGAGUUGGGCAGCGACAAAUAUUUCGUUGUCAGGUCGAGGUUGGUGGACGAACGUUGGGUAGAGGUAGUGGACCUUCUUGGGAUGACGCCAAGCAACAAGCUGCAAAAGAAGCUUAUAUUCAGGUGGAAAUGUCUCUACGGCCGCAUAAGCGAGGGAAUGGGCCACCAAGGUCACCAGGGAGUAGUAAGCGACUGCGAACGGAAUCAUUUAAAGACCGUGGUGUUGCAUCCAGUCUACCUCCUGUGCGUGGGGUUAGGUCAAGACAUGCAAGGAACCUUUCACCGGUGCUAUGAACUGGAAUAGUCCGAUGGAUUGACAAGCUACGUGUACCAAACCCUGGAUCAACAUAUGGAAGAAAAGUCGACUGGAGCAUGUGGUGCAUGACUGGCACAUCUUGUGUGAUUACGUUCAGCUACUAACGUAGAGUAAUUCUUCUUGCUCUUCACACUGAUUUGGGCUAGUUCUUCCACGUCUGGUCCUGAAACCACUGGUGCCGAAUUCUGGCCUAGGAAGUAGGUUUACCAAUUUUUGGGUCAUAUGCUGGUUGCUCUCAUGCCGUUCUGGCUUGCACUGUAGUGUAUAUUGUAUUAGCAUUUGGCGGAUGCUCAAAACACAAGUACUUGGUGCUGGAUCCUGUCCUCGAAGAACGCUUAUUUUACUCUCCCGGUGUUGUCUUCUGGUGAAAGAAGAAAACUGCGUUGUUUAAGGUGAUCAAAGAGAGGUGUUCGAGCAAGAGCAUGCCCAUAUUCUACCCAGGGUCCAUGUCUUGACCUGAAAGCGGUUGUGGCCAGACAAUAUUCUUCUCCCUUUUGGUCUGAAGUUGACGUCAACCCUGAAGUUCGGGACAAAUCCGCACCUUUAGAGAUCUAGUCCACCACUUGUGGCAUAAUUUUUGCGGACUUGUUGGGUACACCACUAGAGGACGUUUAUUUUGAGAUGAGUUUUGGCAUUGUUGCAAUGCUCAUCUUCUUAAUGACCAUGUGAACAUUUCCAACAAUUCUGUUUUGUAAACAUGUGUCGAAUUUUGUCUUGAACUUUA